Molecule: messenger RNA, 1743 nt
Organism: Anopheles moucheti
Lineage: Eukaryota; Metazoa; Arthropoda; Insecta; Diptera; Culicidae
Gene: Vap33
Product: vesicle-associated membrane protein-associated protein B
Exons: 5
Coding region: 715-1575 (286 amino acids)
Biological process (GO): endoplasmic reticulum membrane organization
Cellular component (GO): endoplasmic reticulum membrane; plasma membrane
Molecular function (GO): FFAT motif binding
Source: RefSeq, a predicted model, not a curated record
UCAACGCAAAGCUGCUUUCGAGAAAGGUUCGCCGACAUUUCCCAUCCAUCCUGGGCAAAGCCGUUUUCUGCGAAACACAGAAAAUUUUAAAAUUUCCAAUUCCGUUGGUUCCCAGCCCGCGCGCGCGCGUCUUUCUGUGUGUGUGUUUGUGUACGUGUGUGUAUGCAUGUGGUGUGUAGUGUAUUUUGUACGUAAACGAUAGUUUCGUGCACAAUAGAGAAGCGUUCGGUUCGCAGAAAGGAAGCCGCACCGUGUGGCAAGUUGUCUGUUGACUUGGAAACUUUUACGGUGCUACCGAAAAGACCAAAGCGGAAGGCGCAUCAAGGCGACGGGAGUUCGAAAAGGAAGUCUAAAUUGCUGGUGGAAAAAGAUUAGGGAAUAGUUUUUUUUGCCCCCUUCACGGGUCCGGACACAUUCGAAGGGUGUACGAGUGGUGAAGUAUAAGAAAAUCGGAGCAAUUGGAAAAAAAAACCCCGCACACAUACGCAAUUAAAACCUCGUAAGGACGAUCCACGCAAUCCGGCGCGUUUGUGUGUGUGCGAGAGAGCGAGAAGGAGAGGGAGCGCCAGAAAAAGAGAGUGCUCGCGCGAGGUAGAGACAGAGCGAGCACGAGAACCGUGCGGCGACCAGAGGGAAGCAGAAAAAAUCGAACAUUUACUGCGUGCGUGCGAGCGCGUCUGUGUGUAGUGUGGCCUUUUGCAACCUGGUUCAAAUAUGGCGAAGCCUACUCAGUUAUUAAAUAUUGAACCGGCGAACGAGCUCAAAUUCCUGGGCCCGUUUCGGACUGCUGUUGCGUCCUAUAUGCGGCUCACCAAUCCAACCGACCAUGAUAUCUUUUUCAAAAUCAAAACAACCGCACCGAAGAAGUACUGUGUGCGACCGAACUGUGGCUUACUGGAACCCCACGAAUCACAGGAGAUAGCCAUCGUUCUACAGCCAUUCAUAUUCGAUUCGAAUGAGAAGAACAAGCACAAGUUCAUGGUGCAAUCGAUGGUAAAGCCCGACGAUGAGGAAAUCAAUCUGGAAGACCUCUGGAAGAAGUAUCCGGAGAAGUUGAUGGAUUCGAAGUUACGGUGCGUGUUCGAAUGCCCGCUGGACAGCAACCAGCCGGCACCGGCAGCCGAAUCGGCGACGGUGGCCUCACCGCCCAACAGUAAACAAUCGUCUGCAGCAGUGGCAAGCAACGAUGCCGGCGCACAGUUCUCAAACGCACAGUUUAACGCGAUGAGCAACGAGGACGAGCAGAAGUCGGAGGCGGCACUGCUGAAGGAGGUGAAGAAACUCCGGGACAACGAAAGCGUUUUGCGUCAGGAAAAUUUGCAACUGCGGGAACAAAUUAUACAGCUACACAUGCAAGUGGACGGACGGGCUAAGGAGCAAUCGUCGGCGGCCACCGCUGCAAAGUCAGUCCCGGUACAGUCGGUGCCCGUACACUACCAAAAUCCGUACUCGCCACCGCCACAGCUGGCUCGCAAUCCGCCGCUGGAGCUAAUGUACACCGUGAUUGCCGCCGUGGUCAUGGGCAUUGUCGGCGUACUGAUCGGCAAGGUCAUGUACAGCGACGGUAACAAAUAAAGUUUAAUUUAACGACGGGUGGGUAACCGACCGGUAAACGUUACGCUACCGGGAUCGCGGAAACAGGAAACGAGACCGAUGGUUAUGGUGGCGGUGUUUAUUCGGGAACGUAGGAGCAGUAACACACGAAAACGGGACAGAAGGGCGGGAGAAGGGACGAUACUUCUG